Neofelis nebulosa (Clouded leopard) is the source of this 2388-nucleotide messenger RNA. RefSeq names its product atlastin GTPase 2 (gene ATL2). NCBI's taxonomy places the organism in Eukaryota, Metazoa, Chordata, Mammalia, Carnivora, Felidae. The transcript has 14 exons. Gene Ontology annotation, molecular function: GTPase activity; GTP binding. The record is from RefSeq and is a predicted model, not a curated record. Bases 38 to 1792 code for a protein of 584 amino acids. Gene Ontology annotation, biological process: protein homooligomerization; endoplasmic reticulum organization.
UGACGUCAGUGGGGAGUUAAUUUUAAAUCGGUACAAGAUGGCGGAGGGGGACGAGGCAGCGCGGAGGCAGCAGCCGCACCAGGGGCUGCGGCGCCGGCGGCGGACCAGCGACCCAAACACCGGGGUUAACCACGUCUCGUCCACGACCUUCCUAGGUGAGAAUCAUGAAGAUGAUGACCUAGUAAACUCUGAUGAGGUUAUGAAGAAACCAUGUCCAGUACAGAUUGUUCUUGCUCAUGAAGAUGACCAUAACUUUGAGCUCGAUGAAGAAGCUUUGGAGCAGAUAUUGCUACAGGAACACAUACGAGAUCUUAACAUAGUAGUGGUAUCCGUGGCAGGAGCUUUUCGUAAAGGGAAAUCAUUUCUACUGGACUUCAUGCUUAGAUAUAUGUAUAACAAGGAUUCUCAAAGUUGGAUUGGUGGAAACAAUGAACCGUUGACUGGCUUUACAUGGCGAGGUGGUUGCGAAAGAGAAACAACAGGCAUACAAGUCUGGAAUGAAGUAUUUGUGAUUGACAGACCUAAUGGAACAAAAGUGGCUGUGCUGCUAAUGGAUACCCAGGGUGCCUUUGAUAGCCAGUCAACUAUCAAAGACUGCGCAACGGUAUUCGCUCUGAGCACCAUGACUAGCUCGGUCCAGGUAUAUAAUUUGUCUCAGAAUAUUCAAGAAGAUGAUCUUCAACACUUGCAAUUAUUUACAGAGUACGGCAGACUUGCGAUGGAAGAAAUCUACCAGAAACCAUUUCAGACAUUAAUGUUUUUGAUUCGAGAUUGGAGUUAUCCUUAUGAACAUUCAUAUGGUUUGGAAGGUGGAAAACAAUUCCUUGAAAAGAGAUUGCAGGUAAAACAAAAUCAACAUGAAGAGCUACAGAAUGUAAGGAAGCACAUUCACAAUUGUUUCUCAAAUCUUGGUUGCUUCCUUUUGCCACAUCCUGGUCUUAAAGUUGCAACUAAUCCUAGUUUUGAUGGGAGAUUGAAAGAUAUUGAUGAAGACUUUAAGCGAGAGCUUCGAAAUCUGGUUCCAUUGCUGCUUGCCCCUGAGAAUUUGGUAGAAAAAGAGAUAAGUGGAUCUAAAGUCACUUGUAGAGAUCUUGUAGAAUACUUUAAGGCUUACAUUAAGAUUUAUCAAGGAGAGGAACUUCCACAUCCAAAGUCCAUGCUUCAGGCAACAGCUGAAGCUAAUAAUCUUGCUGCGGUAGCAGGAGCAAGAGAGAUCUAUUGCAAAAGUAUGGAGCAGGUAUGUGGUGGGGACAAGCCUUACAUUGCACCUUCAGAUCUGGAACGAAAACACCUGGAUCUCAAGGAAGUGGCGAUUAAACAGUUUCGUUCAGUAAAAAAAAUGGGCGGAGAUGAAUUCUGCCAUCGUUAUCAGGACCAGCUUGAAGCUGAAAUUGAAGAAACCUAUGCAAACUUGAUAAAGCACAAUGAUGGCAAAAACAUCUUCUAUGCUGCUCGUACCCCGGCCACACUGUUUGCAGUCAUGUUUGCUAUGUACAUAAUCUCAGGACUGACCGGCUUCAUUGGCCUAAACUCUAUAGCCGUCUUGUGUAACCUUGUCAUGGGGUUAGCACUGACAUCUCUUUGUACUUGGGCAUAUGUAAAAUACUCUGGGGAGUUCAGAGAAAUUGGAACAAUGAUUGAUCAGAUUGCUGAAACACUAUGGGAACAGAGGAGUCCCAGGAAGGUGUUUUCCAAACUGUUUGAAGUUACUAGACGUCGAAUGGUCCGUCGUGCUCUUUCAUCAGCACAGCGACAGAGACUGUCAUCCAACAAUAACAAGAAGAAAAAUUAGACAGUAUUUUUAACUUUUUUCUCUAUCUGAAGUUGUUCACCCUUAAACAUGUAGGACAAUAAGCAGGACCGUCUGGGCCGGUCUGCAUAAAUGCUGUAUACUUACCAGAUUUGAUGCUGCAUAGAGGGUAUGGAAUCGCACGUCCAUCUCAUAGGAAUUGUAAAUGGUUUGAGUAGGAGGAAAGUAAUUUUUGUUGCAUUAUAAGAUGUCUAACUGCAUUAUUUGUAGCCUCAUAGCUUUUUUGGGGAGAAGCAUCUUUUUUAUUUCCCACAUUCCUGGUUAUUUUCUUCAUUGCUUUGGAUUGAAUUUUUAUAUCUAUUUUUCUAUGUACCUCUUUUUUUACCUCAUGUUUUUAUUUGUUUUGCACAUCUCUCAUACCACAGGUAUUGAAGCCCCUGGGUGAUAAUUUGAUGGAGGAAAACAUAAGGCAGUCUGUCACAAACUCUAUCAAAGCAGGCCUGACUGACCAGGUGUCUCAUCAUGCCAGAUUAAAGACAGACUGACAGUUCAUCUCCUCAUGGACUCCACUCUCCCUUUUUUUCAUGCUUGCUGUACAAUGAGAACUCAAAUAAAAAUAAACCAAAGUUUACAAUCAA